Molecule: messenger RNA, 2454 nt
Organism: Salvia miltiorrhiza (redroot sage)
Lineage: Eukaryota; Viridiplantae; Streptophyta; Magnoliopsida; Lamiales; Lamiaceae
Product: AT-rich interactive domain-containing protein 1
Exons: 3
Coding region: 383-2170 (595 amino acids)
Molecular function (GO): DNA binding
Source: RefSeq, a predicted model, not a curated record
AUCUCCUCAUCCUCUCCAAUCCAAAAAAAAAACACUUCUACUUAUCCCUACCCUCAAAUCAAUAAUAGAGUGAAUGAAAGUACCUCAAACCUAAAACCUAAAAAUUAAAUCUCUCAACCCCCCUCAACCCUUCAAACCUAAAAACCUAGAAAUCAAAUCUCUCAACCCCCACCCACCCCACCCCACCCCACUCCACCCCACCUAGAAUAAAGGUGAAGUGUUUGUGAGGGAAAAGUCCAAAUUUUAGAAGGCCAAAAAAAAAAAAAAGAGAAGAGAGAAAGGAAAAAAAAGGGUCAAGAAGUGAAGAAAAAGAAGAGUCAUCAUCAAAUCCCUAAUACCUCGUUUGAAAAUUCAUUUACUGGGUCUGAAAAUAUAGAAAAAAAUGAAAACAAUGGCAGGAUGGCUGAAGAGAGAGAAUGACGGGUCUUGUGUGAAAGACUGUGUGGAUUCUCUGCAGGGGGCUCAGGAACGGGAGGUUUUGUUCGAUUUAGGAGUAGAAAACGAUGGCGAUGAAAAGGUUAAAUGGUCGUUUACUGCAUUUCUCAAGGCUUUUUUGGAAGAAGUUUACGGCAUUUCUUGCUUGAGGCCGCUGCCGCCGGUUAUCGGUGAGGGGCAGGUUGUUGAUUUGCUUAAGCUUAAGAUUGUUGUGAGGAAGAGGGGUGGGUAUUGCAGAGUGUCGGAAAACGGGCUGUGGAGCUCGGUGACAGCUGAUUGUGGGUUUGAUUUGAGGUUUUCAGCUGCUUUGAAGUUGGUGUAUGUGAAGUAUUUGGAUACAUUGGAUAGAUGGUUGAGGAAAAUUGAGAAAUAUAGAGAGGAGGGAGUCUGUGAUAUUGAAGAACGAUAUCUCGAUCUUAGUCGGUUUUUUAUGGAGUUGGAGUCGGAUCCGGAGGUUUUCAUAUCAGGCAUAGCAAGUAAAAUUGAGGGAGAUGAUGAGUUUGUGGAAUUGGAGAAGAUGGAAUUGGGAGGUGUUGAUGGAAAUGUGGGUUUUGUGGAAUUAAAUGUGGAUGUUAAGGGUUUUGAUGAGAAGUGGAGCAACGAAAAUGGAAGUGGUGAUAAUGUGAAUAUUAUUGAGAAGCAAUGUGUUGAUGAUGGAGGUGAUGGUGAUGUUAUACGAGUGGAUGGGGACUCUGUUAGUAAGAAAAGGAAACGGGAGUGCUGUAUGGGCAUGCUGAAUUGGAUAAGUAAAGUUGCAAAAGAUCCCGGGGGGGCUGCUGCUGAGCCAUUACCUGAAAGGCAGAAGUGGAAGUGUUAUGGAAGUGAGCUGCCGUGGAAGCAAGUUCUCAUUGCUCGUGAGGCGAUGCUUUUGAAAAAGAAUGUCGAUGCAGGGUCUCAGCAAUCUGUUUGGCAGAAGAAGCAAAAGAUGCACCCGAGCAUGUAUGAUGAUGGCCAAUGUUCUGAAAGGUUAAGAUGCAGUCAGAGGCUCCUUUCCUCCAAGGACCCUUCUCGGAAGUCAAGAGACCGAGGUGGUAACGAAUCCUCCUCCUCAGAUUUUCAGACCGACGAGGAUAAUGCUGACAAACAGUCUGAUGCUGAUUCCCCAAUCUUUCUGAGCAACUACAGGAAGAAGCGAAUCCCCAUAGGCUCAAAUCAUCAAACAGAUUUGCCUGAGUUCCAAGGCGAGGAUUAUGAAAGCGAAUCUAAAUGGUUAGGUACCAAAAUCUGGCCAUUGGAUAAAGAAGAACAAAAGAAGAAAACCCUAAUCGAAAGGGAGCCUAUUGGAAAGGGAAGGCAAGAAUCUUGUGGUUGUCAGUUUCCAGGAUCUCUCGAAUGUGUCAGGUUCCAUAUAAGGGAAAAAAGGCUGAAAGUGAAACUAGAACUCGGCUCGGCUUUCUACUUGUGGAAACUCGACGUUAUGGGAGAGGACGUGGCCUUCUCAUGGACAAAGGAAGACCAGAACAAGUUCCAGCAUGUAGUGCAGUCCAACCCUCUCUCAUCAGAGAAAUACUUCUGGAAUGAACUUUUCAAGCAUUUUCCUAACAAGGGAAGGGAAGCAUUGGUAAGCUACUACUUCAAUGUGUUCCUUCUCAAACGUAGAGCUAUACAGAACAGAACCAGCCCGACCAACAUCGACAGUGAUGAUGAGGAGUCAGAAUAUGGACCGAUUGCUAAUAGGUUUGGUGCUGGUUCGAUUUUUUGCUCCCCGAAGAAACCUCAUCCAAGUAGCAGAUAGGUUGUCGGUUGAGACGUGUAAAUCGCAGUUUUUUGGUUCGAUAAAAAUUCUUUUUGGUUUUGCAUAGUCGGCCGGCCGUGCCUGGUUUCAGGUGUACAUUUGGCUGGGCUAUGAUAUGUGAAGCACAUUUGGAAGCAGUGUAAACAUACAGUUAGUUACAAGGUUACUGCAAAACUUUGCAAGCAGCUGACUUCUAUUUUUGGUAUGUCAAAAUUUAUCAUCUAUCAAUUCAUUAUGAAUAUCAACUAACCUUUUUGGUAAGUUGCUAUUGCCUAUUUGCUUCA